Molecule: messenger RNA, 702 nt
Organism: Volvox carteri f. nagariensis
Lineage: Eukaryota; Viridiplantae; Chlorophyta; Chlorophyceae; Chlamydomonadales; Volvocaceae
Exons: 2
Coding region: 1-702 (233 amino acids)
Biological process (GO): regulation of DNA-templated transcription
Molecular function (GO): DNA-binding transcription factor activity
Source: RefSeq, a predicted model, not a curated record
AUGAAGCUGUCCAGAGUGACGACCAGCGGUCCCAGUCUGACCGAUGAGGGACAGCCUACAGCGCCCCGCGCGGGGUCAGCGACAACCACCGCUGCCGCGGAGGCCCUGGCCGCAGCAGCCGCCGCGGCUGCAGCCGCAACCACCGCCGCCGCAGAGGCGGACUACGCGCCCAGCAGCGGGGGUGGAGGCGGUGCUGGCAGCCAGAGCCGUUUCCUUGACGCGCGGCGUGAGAAAAAUCGUUUGGCCGCCAAGCGGUGCCGUGACCGCAAGCAGGCGCAUCUGGUUGCGCUGGAGGCUGAGUUGACUAAGCAGCAAAACGCAAACGACGCGCUUUCCCGGCAUGUGGUGACGCUUGUCGGGAUUUACCAACGGGAGCGCAAGCACAAGCGCGCAGCUACUGCGCUCCUACAGGCCCUCGCGGGUGCCCUACUCAUCAGCGAUGUGGCAUCCUCGCUCGCUGUCAGCGGCACUGCCAACGGCAGCGCUGCCAGACCGCCGCCGCCGCCGCACACACCCCUCAGCAAAAUACCUCUUCUUUGUGGCGGCACCAAGACCCUCUCCGAGGUGCUUGGAGAGCUGGAGGCGGGUCUGGUUCGAACCGAGGACGUGGAGGGCUAUGUCCGGGAUCUGCGCUCGCUGCGGCUACAGGUAGUGGUGCCGGCUGUCGUGGAGCCAUUCCGGCAGGAUACGGAUCUGUGCUGA